CUCUUUCAGGUUUUUUGGACAACAGUCAACACCCCGUUCAGGAUACUGGAGAAGUGUUUUACCUGCAUAAAAAAGUAGAAAGAUGUGCAGCGACCGAAUAUCUAUUCAGUUGGAUUUAACACCGCUGGAGGUGCUGAUUAAGUUUUUCCGCUUGAACAAGGCACAGAUUUCUUGCAUAGAUGAACCGCUCACCUUCCUCAACCAGCUCCGAGACCGCAAUCUGGUACCUGAUGAACGUUACCAGAUGGCAAUAAAAAUGAGAAAUAAGGAGAGGAGACAGGGUGUUGUGUAUCAGAUUUUGGAUUGGCUGGAGAAGCAGGGAGGGGAGAGUGUGAAGAUGUUUUGGAGAUCUGUGUUUCAGGAUCACAUUGUGCAGAGAUAUCCUGCUCUGCGCACGCUCCAAACCAGCUUUCUGGAUGGAUCUUUCAGGUCUCAUGAAUUCCUGCAAAAUUUAGAGAAACCGAUUGGAAGUGAGGAAAAGGAAACAGAGCAAGAGAGGCCUGGAACAAAGAGAAAGAAAGGCACUGAUGAAACAGAGGAGGAAGAAAGCCCUUCUUCUGUGUCCAGCUCCAGCCAGAAGAGACCUGCCAUGGAGCCUACAUUAGUGGAGUCCACUGGUUCCAACCCUCAGUCCAGGAGAACGCCAUGUCCUAAUAAUCCACUGGAUCAGGCUAACGAUGAUGCAUGCUUCAUUUGUAAUGAAGAAGGAGUUCUGGUGCACUGUAAAGAAUGUCCACGAGCUUUUCACCAUUACUGCCACUUACCAAUACCACAGGAUGAAACAUCUAGGGACAACUGGAAGUGCACAUUCUGUGUGUUAAAGGCUAACCAGAAAUUGCAGAUGCAAAUGAGAAGGAAAGAAAUUUUAAACAGUCCUGUUUCUGAAAACAAGCUGCACUGUGAGUAUUUGCUGUUGUGUAUGUACAAGGGAGACCAACUGCACGUGUUUUCUGGAAACCCUACCAGAGCAGAUGCGGAAUGGGGCAGUGUGAUUUCAGAGCCCAUGUGGCUGGACAAAGUGAGGAACAAGCUGCAGGAUCAUGAGUACAGAACAGUCAGAGAGUUUGUGUGUGACAUCAAUCUCAUCUUUAAAAACUGCCAAGCUUUGAACAAAGGCAAUGAAUUUGGUGAAAUGGGAGACAAGCUGAACAAGACCUUUGAGAAGGAGUUCCAGAGCAUCUUUAAGCUGUAAUAACAUUUUUCCUCAUUCACAAACUUUGGAAAGUUUAUAUUCAGUAACCAAAGUUUAAUGUUAAUAUUUGUAUUGAAUACAGAAUCAAAUUCAAGCUUCAUCGGUCAAGUAUAGAGCAAUACAUUGAAACUAGUCAGGUAACAUAAUCAGGAUGAUGUACCCUAGAUACUGAAAGUGCUCUAAAGUGAAACCAUAGUACUCGCAUUUGAGGAAAUACAAGCAAAGAUCAAGCUGAAUUUUCUCAACAUAAAUGAGGUGUGUAGUUUGUUAUCAGAUUAUCUAGACGUACAUCACACAUCUGAUAAACGAGAUUUCCUCUCCCGUGCUGUAAUGAUGGCUGGAAACUAGGACUUAAUGGCAUAUACUGUAGAAAGGUCAUAUAGAACAUAGAGAAAUCUCAUUGGGAAUUAAGUCACCUUUCACGUUGCCUUUUAUUAUGAUCACAACCAGAUAGUUAUAUUGUUUCUGAGUUUAAUAAUAAGAUUAAUGUUUAGACUUUUUUUUUUUGUUGCUGAAGAAGCAAAAAAUCUAAGUAACCCUUAACCUUCUGACUGAUGAUUUGCAAUGUCUGUGUUACGACACGGCGAAAUCGGCGGGGCAGCUCACAAAGUGUAGUGCCGCCCAGGGACGUGGCGGAGGAGGACUACACUUCCCAGUCAUACCCGCGCUCGAGUUCGCCGGAGUUCUGAUUAUGAACACCUGUACACACCUAAGGUUAUAUAAGGGCCUCCCUAGCAUGAGCUACUUGCGAAGUAACCGCUCAGCAGCCUCGUCUCUGUUUGAUUACCAAGCCGGUUUCAUUAUAAGUGUUUUCCCUGGUGCUCGACUUCACGCUCGUCUCUCACUACGCUUUUGCCUACGUCCCUGAUAUACAGCUUACCUGCUCGGUCCCGAGUCGAUUCUCGUCCUGUGUUCAGUCACACGCCAUCUCUCCGCUCGCCCGCGCUUGUCUCCGUCAGCGCCUCGUAACAGUCUGAACACGAUGCUUGAAAAGAAAAAUGUAUAACGAACUUGAAAAGGUGGAAAGGGGUUCUAUUAUUAGUAAAUGGGUAUCUCAGGUGGAAAGGGGUUCUAUGAAUUAGUAAAUGGGUAUCUCUCUCUCUCUUUAUAUCGCUAUUACAGCAGUGUUUAACAGAUACAUAGCAGACAAAUAUACAUAUAGACAGUUUUAUUUUGUACACGCAUACCAACUUAAUCUUCACCUAUCAUCGUUCCCUGUUAAUGAAAUCUGUCAAUACCUAAUAAAACAGUUUAAGUCAGUAGUUAUAUCAUACACUUUCUGUCAAACUGUCAAUCAAAGUGUUGUGUGUGAUAAUUUAUGACCCUCUGUGCUUCCCUGACUGGCAGGUCUGUAGGGGUGGUGAGGAGGGUAACCCUGUGGAGUUUAUCAGCUGGUCAAUCUGGCUCCUUUGUGUCUGGGGGGGUUGUGGAGAGGUGUGUGUUGGGGGGAAUAGCCCCCCUCCCAACAAAAGGUGUUUAUGUUAAUGAGUUUGGUUUUUGGUGGGGUGAAAUACGUCUGAAAAGAAAUAAUGUUUUUAAUAUGGGGCUGUGUUUGUGUUACUUUGUGGCGUUAUUUCGUUUGUGUAAACACAUUGUUAGAAAAGCAUGAUGUUUGAAUGUGUACAUAUAUGAGUAGAAUAUUUGUUUUGUGAAAUAAAUGAAAACAAAUGUUGAUUAUGUUUUUUAGGGAUCCCGGUUUACCUUUGAAUAAAAAGUUUAGGAGUUAAAGCGUC
This is a messenger RNA of Ictalurus furcatus (blue catfish), 2925 nucleotides long. RefSeq names its product autoimmune regulator-like. The transcript has 10 exons. Gene Ontology annotation, biological process: regulation of transcription by RNA polymerase II. The coding region runs from base 83 to 1192 and encodes 369 amino acids. NCBI's taxonomy places the organism in Eukaryota, Metazoa, Chordata, Actinopteri, Siluriformes, Ictaluridae. Gene Ontology annotation, molecular function: protein binding; DNA-binding transcription factor activity, RNA polymerase II-specific. Gene Ontology annotation, cellular component: nucleus. The record is from RefSeq and is a predicted model, not a curated record.